AGUCUGUCGCUGUCAGUUCAAUUUGACAGAAGAUUCGAAAUCUAACCUCUUGCGUGUAAUUUCACACAAUUUCAUUUAAAUUCUAUUUAUUUUGUUAAAUAAUGGCUUCGGUUAAAGCUUACACGGUUGGGAGGCUAGUGAGCCUAGUGACGAAAUCAACUUACGGCACUUUGAGAGCAAGUUUACCCAGAUGUGCCCGCCCAUACAGCACAGAACAAAAGGCAGCCGACUCAGCAAAUGAACAGGCUGAUAAACCAGCAUCCAUUGAGGAAUGCCACAAACAGAUUGAGAUACUGACAGCAGAUGUCAGCAAGAUGAAAGAGCAGCUAAAAGACUAUGAUGACAAGUACAAGCGCGCGCUGGCCGACGCGGAGAACACUCGGCGCCGCAUGACCAAGCAGGUUGAAGACGCCAAGUCCUUCGCCAUACAGAGCUUCUGCAAGGAUCUGCUUGAUAUAGCAGAUACGCUGGCGGCGGCGGCGGAGUCGGUGCCGGAGGGCGGCGCGGCGGGCGAGGCGGACGCGGCGCUCAGAUCUCUCCACGAUGGAGUUAGACUGACUAAAGCACAACUGACGCAGGUGUUCACGCGGCACGGGCUGGUGUGCGUGUCUCCGCUGCGCGAGAAGUUCGACCCCAACCUGCACGAGGCGCUGUUCCAGCAGGAGGUGGAAGGCGCGGAGCCCGGCACAGUAGUAGCAGUGAGUAAGGUCGGCUACAAGCUGCACGAGCGCUGCGUGCGGCCCGCGCUCGUGGGAGUGGCUAAAUAACGUGGGGCUGAUGAUACUUUGUGAGAGAGAGUGGGCGGUUGACAUGUUGCUGUGAAGAUUGUUGGUGAUGUUUGAGUCUUUAUAUUAGCGCUCUAUAUGAACAAGAUGAAGAGUCAGUGCGAAAGAAACGUUGGACAAAUAAACACUCCACUCCACAUUUUGAAAUUAAACUCGCAUCUAGCAACAUGUCAGAAAUUAUCCUGGUGGCAAUUGAAAUACCAAAAUUAGUCGAAAAAUUCACAUACGAACAAUAAGUGUUUACAUAAAAAAAAUUAACGCAACGCUAUUUGAAGAAUGUAAUGGUGUUUUCCGAUUUUUUUUAAACUUCUAGAACAAAAGUUGUCCAGAAUGUCGACAUGCAUAGUAUGCAUAACUUUAUUUAAUUUUUAUGUAUAAAGCAUUUAUUAUAUUCAAGUUAAGUUAUAUCCUACUGGAACUACACAAAGCAUAUCUAGUUAUUUUAUAACAAAAUUAUGGUUCGUUUAAAAUAUUAGUUGUAUCUUGUAUCACAGCAAAACACACAAUUAAUCCUAUAUUUUUCCCAAUUUUUCGAAGAAAAUAUAAAUGUGAAAACGAAUUUGAUGUAAAUUUCAUUGUUGUUAUUUUUGUUUAGGUUACUUUUCGUAGCACGAAUUUUAUGAGACACGAAUGAUGAAAAAUGUUUGAUACCUGUGAGAAAGCCUAGAAAAUAAUCCCAUAUUAUAUGUUACACUAUAUGAUAUUGUGCCUUUGUCUUCAUAGUAUGUAAAUCAGAAGAAAAAUCGGUCUGAUUUCUGUCAAUCUGCCAAAAAGUCGGUGUAGUAGUCAUUAUUACUUGCGAUGUAUAAAGGCACAAUAGCAACUUGUGGGGUUUAUUUUGAGCUGACAUUUUGAAAUAUUCUUAACAAUUUAUAUCACAUCGAUGCAUAUUUUUGUACAAGACAAUUCACACAAGUUUACCUAAACAAACUAUGAAUUAAGAAUUUUGUACAUCGCCUAAAAUUAGUUAUUUGCCUAAAAUACUAACAUAUCUUAUACAUUUUAUUGUUGAGCUUUAUACUUACUGGAAACAAAAAUACCAAAUGGCUCUGUAUAAAGUUUAUAAUUUAAGAUGGUUAGUAUUUUACGAAAGAGUCACAUAAUAAACUUAGUACUUUCCAUACAUAUUUGAGUGUUGUAUGAUUGUAUGAAUUUGUAUGAAGUGUGUCCGCGUAGAAUGGUGGUAGUUUAUUAGUUACUUAUUAAAUAAAAGCAAAUAAAUGUUAAUUGUUUAAAA
Messenger RNA from Plutella xylostella (diamondback moth), 2022 nucleotides. It is a transcript of the gene Roe1, whose product is annotated as grpE protein homolog, mitochondrial Roe1. Gene Ontology annotation, cellular component: PAM complex, Tim23 associated import motor. Lineage: Eukaryota; Metazoa; Arthropoda; Insecta; Lepidoptera; Plutellidae. The record is from RefSeq and is a predicted model, not a curated record. Gene Ontology annotation, biological process: protein folding; protein import into mitochondrial matrix. Gene Ontology annotation, molecular function: protein-folding chaperone binding; protein homodimerization activity; adenyl-nucleotide exchange factor activity.